Molecule: messenger RNA, 2051 nt
Organism: Rhodamnia argentea
Lineage: Eukaryota; Viridiplantae; Streptophyta; Magnoliopsida; Myrtales; Myrtaceae
Exons: 2
Coding region: 1-1347 (448 amino acids)
Source: RefSeq, a predicted model, not a curated record
AUGGAAAGAUUAGAUGAAGGAGUCAAUGUUAGAUUAAGGAGUAAUGUGCCAAGAAAUGUGCCUUUGCCCCCUUCUAGUUUUUCAGCUACUAGUGGUAAUGUUGAUAGGAUAGAUUCAUCCUUUGACUCUAGGAAAAGAAAGAUUGGAAGUGGGAGUGGGAGUAAAGGAUCCAUUGAGAAUGCAUUCAACAUGACUCAACGGGAACAUUUGGAUCAUGAGAUUGCUAGGAUGUUUUAUUCGGCGGGCUUGCCGUUUAAUCUAGCAAGGAAUCCUUACUUUCAAUCUGCUUUCACAUAUGCCGCUAAUCACAACAUUGCGGGGUAUGUCCCACCGAAAUAUAAUAUUUUGAGGACUGCUUUGUUGCAAAAAGAGAAGAAAAAUAUUGAGAGCUUGUGUGUACCUUUCAGAAACAUGUGGAAGGAAAAGGGUGUAAGUAUUGUGAGUGAUGGAUGGAGUGACUCACAAAGGAGAUCACUAAUUAACUUUAUGGCGGUGUCGGAUGGAAAUGCUAUGUUUAUAAAGUCAGUUGAUUGUUCGGAAGAAAGGAAGGACAUGCAUUUCAUUUUCAACUUAAUGAAAGAAGUAAUCAAUGAAGUCGGGCAUGACAAUGUAGUCCAAGUCAUUACGGAUAAUGCUUCAAAUUGUAAGGCUGCGGGACAACUCAUUGAGAAUGAAUUUCCAUCUAUUGUUUGGACUCCUUGUGUGGUGCAUACCCUUAAUCUAGCUUUGAAGAACAUUUGUGCCGCAAAGAAUGUGGAGACCAAUCAAGUUGUAUAUGAGGAGUGUAGUUGGAUUACAAAGAUUGUUGAUGAUGUUAUGCAAAUAAAAAAUUUCAUUAUGAACCAUUCUAUGAGAUUGGUAAUAUACAACGAGUUUGUUCCCUUGAAGUUACUUUCCGUGGCGGAUACCCGUUUUGCUUCAAUGGUUGUGAUGCUUAGGAGGUUCAAGUUGAUAAAAAGUGGUCUUCAAAACAUGGUUAUUUGUGAGAAAUGGAGCAUCUAUCGAGAUGAUAAUCAAGGGAGGGCUAGGUUUGUCAAGGAGAAGUUGUUGGAUGAUCUUUGGUGGGAUUCAAUUGAUUACAUACUUUCCUUCACGGCUCCCAUUUAUAAUAUGCUUAGAAUUUGUGACACCGACAUGCCUUGUCUUCACUUGGUUUAUGAUAUGUGGGAUUCGAUGAUUGAAAAAGUGAAGAAAGCUAUAUAUAUGCAUGAAGUGAAAAGCUUAGACGAGGAGUCUACAUUUUAUGAGGUGGUUCAUGCAAUUCUUUUGGAUCGUUGGAGUAAGAACAACACUCCACUUCAUUGCUUGGCACAUUCGUUGAAUCCUAAGUUUUAUAGUGAUCAAUGACUCAAUGAAGAUCCGACUCGAGUUUCUCCAUACAAGGAUUAUGAUAUUAACCUACAAAGAAAGAAAUGCAUGAGGAAAUACUUUCCUACGGAGGAUGAGCGUCGAAAGGUGAAUAAGGAGUAUCUAGACUUUGCAUCCAAAAGUGGGCACUUUCAAGACUAUGACUCCAUUCAAGAGCGGUAUACUAUGGAUCCUAAGGAUUGGUGGUUUGAUCAUGGUGCAUGUACACCUAUGCUUCAAAGUAUAGCUUUAAAGCUUCUUGCUCAACCUUCUUCUUCAUCUUGUGCCGAGAGGAAUUGGAGUACUUACUCCUUUAUAAACUCAGCGAGAAGAAACAAGAUGAUCCCAAGACGUGCAGAAGAUUUGGUUUUCAUUCAUAGCAAUCUUCGUCUUCUAUCAAGAAAAAAGCCACAAUAUUUCGAAGGAGAGACCAAGAUGUGGGAUAUUGGCGGAGAUGCGUUUGAUACGUUUGAAGAUGUUCGGGUGCUUGAAGUUGCGAGUCUUUCACUUGAUGAGCCAGAUAUAGAAUCCGUCAUUUUGUCAGAAGAAGCGGAUCACGUAGAUGAAUGACUUUUUGUUGUAUUUGAUGAUGAAAUGGGGUUUGUUUUUUGUUUUCCACUUGUGGUUAAUUGUUAAAUUUAAUGGUGGAAUUUAUGGAUUGUAUUUUUUUCCCCUCCAAGUUUUAUGGAGUAUUUGAAUGAAAU